Molecule: messenger RNA, 4698 nt
Organism: Camelina sativa (false flax)
Lineage: Eukaryota; Viridiplantae; Streptophyta; Magnoliopsida; Brassicales; Brassicaceae
Source: RefSeq, a predicted model, not a curated record
UGCUCACUUUCUCGCAAUAUACAAAUCUUCUCUUCUUCUUCUUCUUCUUCUUCUUACUUCUUCCCCUUCAAUGCAAACAAUGCUCGAUUCCAUUAACCUAAUCGAAUAAUGGGGCUAUCUGAUUCUGCAAACGAGCCACUCGGAGACACUAGGACCGCCGCUUCCAAGGAAGAUAAUCGCUCCUUUCUCGGCAUCGAUCUCAACGAAAUCCCUUCCGCCGCUACUCUCGGCGGUGGUUGCACCGGCCCUCAUGAUGACGACGCCGACUACGAGCCUGUCGAAGUUGUUAGGUCAAUUCACGAUAAUCCUGACCCAGCUCCUGGAGCGCCUGCCGAGGUUCCUGAACCGGAUCGGGAUGCUUCCUGCGCCGCCUGUGGAAGGCCUGAGUCUAUGCAGCUCGUUGCUGUCUGCGAUGCUUGUGAGCGAGGUUUUCAUCUCUCUUGUGUUAACGACGGAGUGGACGCCGCUCCCUCUUCCGAUUGGAUGUGCAGCGACUGUGUUUCUGGCGGCGAGAGGAGCAAACUCUGGCCGUUGGGUGUCAAGUCUAAGCUCAUUCUCGAUAUGAACGCCUCGCCACCCAGUGAUGCCGAGGGUUAUGGCGGCGAGGAUACGUCAGAUUCUAGAAAGCAUAUGCUGGCCAGCAGCUCUUGCAUGGAAAACUCUUUUGAUUAUCCAAUCAGCUUUUCAAGUCCUGGUAGAGGAUACGCUAGUCUCGAAUCUUCAGGGUUAAUGGCUCGUAAUCCCAAAAUGACUAUGGAUGCAUUGGGUUCACAUAAUCUAGGUUUUGGAUUCCCAUUAAGCCUGAACAAUAGUAGUUUGCCCGUUAGAUUUCCAUCCUUGGAUCCAAGUGAGUUGUUUCUGCAAAAUCUCAGGCAUUUUAUAUCUGAAAGGCAUGGAGUAUUGGAAGAUGGUUGGCGUGUCGAAUUUAAACAGCCUUUAAAUAGUUAUCAGCUAUCUGCAGUGUACUGUGCUCCGAACGGAAAAACAUUUAGUUCAAUACAGGAUGUUGCUUGUUAUCUGGGCUUAGCAGUUAAUGGUAGCUACAGCUGUAUGGAUACUGAAAUCAGGAAUGAAAGUUCUCUUCUUCAAGAAAGAUUGCAUAUGCCCAAGAGGAGAAAGACAUCAAGAUGGCCAAACAAUGGUUUCCCUGAGCAAAAGGGUAGUUCAGUGAGUGCUCAGCUCAGGCGUGUUCCAUUCUAUUGUCAAACGAUGCCCCCUUUUGCAAUUAAAUCUGGUACUCAUUUUCAGGCUGGUGAUUCCCUUAGCGCUGGAAAUAAUGGAUGCGGUUGUGAGGAAGCUAUUAUAAGUAAUGGGCUUCCACUGCAGUUUGAAGAUUUUUUUGUGCUGUCACUUGGACGUAUUGACAUAAGACAGUCUUACCACAAUGUCAACAUGAUUUAUCCAGUAGGAUAUAAGUCCUGCUGGCAUGAUAAAAUCACGGGGUCGCUAUUUACAUGUGAAGUAUCUGAUGGCAGUUCUGGUCCUGUUUUCAAGGUUACACGGUCACCAUGCUCUAAGUCAUUUAUUCCACUUGGAUCAACUGUCUUCUCCUGCCCAAAGAUUGAUGAAAUGGUGGAACAGAACAUUGAAAAACGAAGUGAUCGUAAAGACAGUACCCAAGAGCAUGAUGAUGACGCUAAUAUUGAGAUCCUUCUUUCGGAUCACCCCCCACCUCUUGGAGAUGAUAUAUUGUCUUGUUUACGAGAGAAUAAUAUCUCCAAGACAUUCAGUUGCUUGCGCUCAGAGGGUGGUUCUUCUCAAGUAGACUUUGAUAAUAUAUUAUCCAGUAAACAGGACCAUCAUGGGGUUGACAUUGGCGACAUUGUUGUGGAAGAAGAUUCAUUGUCUGUUGCAUGGAACAAGGUGUGUCAAAAACUUGUUGAUGCAUGUUCCAAUGUCAUGAAGCAGACGGGUACCAUGGAUUUCCUUUGCAAGCAUGUUGACAAAGAAACAAGAGAAAUCAACUGGGAUACGAUAAAUGAGAAAGACAAUGUGAUUUUAUCAUUAUCAAGAUUUUGCUGUUCUUUGGCUCCUCACAGUGUCACAUGUGGUAAAAAGGAUAAUAGAGAGAUUGCAACUGUAGUUGAUGCUAUGUCAAGGUGGCUGGAUCAAAACAGAUUUGGACUUGAUGCAGAUUUUGUGCAGGAAAUGAUUGAACAUAUGCCUGGUGCCGAAUCUUGUACAAAUUAUAGGAAUCUGAAGAGUAGAAUUUCCUCCUCUGUUCCUGUAACUGUAGCAGAAGGAGCACUAGUUGUCAAACCAAAAGGCUGGGAAAAUGUCAAGGAAGAAGUUUUCGGUGAGAUUUCUCGGAAAGCCAAGAAGCCUAAACUAAAUGGUGGUCAUGGUGUCAGAAAUCCACACCCUCCUCCUGGGAGGCCAAUGUGUUUGAGGCUUCCUCCUGGGCUUGUUGGUGACUUCCUUCAGGUAUCUGAAGUGUUCUGGCGUUUCCAUGAAAUUUUGGGUUUUGAAGAGGCCGUCUCACCUGAGAAGCUUGAACAGGAGCUUAUCAAUCCAGUUUUUGAUGGUUUGUUUCUUGAUAAACCUGGGAAGGAUGAUAAGCGAAGUGGGAUGAACUUAACUGAUAAAGAUUGUACAACUACUAAUCUUUUUUCUUUGUUCGAUGAAUCUUGCCAACCUUCUCCCGUGAACAAUACCUCUGAUUCUGUACUAAAGGAGACAAAGGCAGGGGAUUCUUCUGAUUUUAAGAUUUCAUAUUCCUCUCGUGGGCAGUGUGUCAGUGCACUUCUAACAAGGAAUCACAUUUCGCUUCUGCAAGUGCUAAUAUGUGAGUUGCAAUCCAAGGUAGCUGCAUUUGUUGAUCCAAACUUUGAUUCUGGAGAAUCAAGAUCCAGACGAGGACGGAAAAAGGAUGACAGUACACUUUCUGCCAAAAGAAAUAAGCUGCAUAUGCUUCCUGUUAAUGAGUUCACUUGGCCUGAAUUGGCCCGUAGGUACGUCUUGUCUCUUUUAUCAAUGGAUGGGAAUCUCGAAUCAGCAGAGAUAGCUGCCCAUGAAAGUGGUAAGGUAUUUCGUUGCUUACAAGGGGAUGGUGGUUUGCUUUGCGGCUCGCUUACAGGAGUGGCUGGGAUGGAAGCAGAUUCAAUGUUACUUGCAGAGGCUAUUAAGAAAAUAUCUGGUUCUUUGACAAGCGAAACUGAUGUUCUUUACGUGGAAGAUGAUGAAUCCGAUGUCGUUGAUGCUACUGAGACAAACACUUGCAAUGGUGAUAUUCCAGAGUGGGCACAGGUUUUGGAACCUGUGAAAAAGCUUCCAACAAAUGUUGGGACUAGAAUCAGAAAGUGUGUUUAUGAAGCUUUAGAGAGAAAUCCACCAGAGUGGGCAAAGAAGAUAUUGGAGCAUUCCAUCAGUAAAGAAAUUUAUAAAGGCAAUGCUUCAGGACCAACAAAGAAAGCUGUCCUCUCAUUGCUAGCAGAUGUUCGAGGUGGAGAUUUGGUGCAGAGGUCUGUUAAAGGAACCAAAAAGCGGACACCCAUAGGUGUAUCUGAUCUCAUUAUGAAGAAAUGCCGUGCUGUAUUGCGUGGUGUUGCAGCCGCAGACGAGGAUAAAGUAUUUUGCACUUUGCUCGGGCGAAAGUUACUGAAUUCCAGUGAUAAUGAUGAUGACGGGCUCCUGGGAUCACCUGCAAUGGUUUCGCGGCCCUUAGACUUCAGAACUAUUGAUUUGAGAUUGGCUGCUGGUGCAUACAACGGAUCAACUGAAGCUUUUCUUGAGGAUGUUCUUGAGCUGUGGAGUAGUAUACGUAUUAUGUAUGCGGAUCAGCCCGAUUAUGUGGAACUGGUUGCAACUUUGUCUGAAAAAUUCAAGUCAUUAUACGAGGCUGAGGUUCUACCACUUGUUCAGAAACUUGUGGACUACAUGAAAUUGGAAUGCUUAAAUGCAGAGAUGAAGAAGGAAAUUAAGGAAAUAGUUGUUUCAGUAAAUAAACUUCCCAAGGCCCCGUGGGAUGAGGGGGUAUGUAAAGUAUGCGGCGUUGACAAAGAUGAUGACAGUGUUCUCUUGUGUGAUACAUGCGAUGCUGAGUAUCACACAUAUUGUUUAAAUCCACCUCUUAUCAGAAUUCCUGAUGGAAAUUGGUAUUGUCCAUCUUGUGUCAUUGCCAAGCGCAUGGCUCAAGAGGCUUUGGAAUCUUACAAACUAGUCAGGCGGCGAAAAGGUAGAAAGUAUCAGGGGGAACUCACCCGAGCCUCUAUGGAAAUGACUGCUCACCUGGCAGAUGUGAUGAAAGAAAAGGACUACUGGGAGUUCAGUGCUGAGGAGAGAAUCAUGCUGCUUAAGGUUCUAUGCGAUGAACUCCUCAGCUCAUCCCUUGUCCAUCAACACCUCGAGCAAUGUGCCGAAGCGAUAAUUGAAAUGCAGCAGAAAUUGCGCUCUCUUUCCUCAGAUUGGAAAAACGCGAAAAUGCGGCAAGAAUUCUUGAUGGCUAAACUCGCAAAGGUUGAACCUAGUAUUUUGAAGGAAGCAAGCGAACUACAUAAUUCAAGUCACUUUGCAGACCAUAUGGGAUGUGAUCAACGACCACAGGAGGGCGUUGUUGGAGACGGAGUUACUCAUGAUGAUGGGACUUCCUCUACUGCAUUUCUUAACAAAAAUCAAGGUCAAGCUCCACUUGAGACCGAUUCUCAACCUGGAGAUUUGCAUGUUAAUUCCGGUGGGAGCAAGAUUUCCUCCCCAGAAAAA